AUGCGACCUCCGGAGGCUUUAAAUUGCUGCUCCGCACACGCGCCUGCCCCGCUAAUCAUUAAUCGACAGAUCUUGGAGCGCAUCGAGUCGAACGCCGACGUGCUGAAUCGACAGGCGGAGGCUGUUGAUGCUCGGAGGCGGCAUUCGGAGGCCGAGAAGGCGGCCACCGCGGCCACAAUGUCCGCCAUGGCCGGCACGACGGCCAAACUGGCAGCGGAAGCGCGGGCGGAGGCGGCCCGAGGGCGGCUGGAGGCUCAGAAGCGAGAGACGCGGGAGGCGGCCGAAGCCAGGUGCCGCCUCCGGAGGCAGGCUCGAGAGGAGGCGGCGCGACAGGUGACGCUGGCGCUGCGAUCGCGGGACGCCGUCAAGCAGUUGGACGCUGCGUUGAAAGCGGCGCUCGCGCUGGACCAGCGCCAAGCGCACGUGGAGGCGCGACAACGGCACAAGGAGGCGGAGGAGGCGUUGGAGGCAGAACACCGGAGGCAGGUGCUCAAACGGAUCGGGCGGGAGAGGGAGGCGCAGCGCCAGAGGCAGCGCGAAACGCAGCGACGCAAGCAGGAGCUUUGCAGUGACUUGCAAAAACAGAUAAAGGAGAUCGACGAGAAAAGAAAGUUGGACGGGAGAGAGAGGGAAGAGUUGAAUCGGGAGAUGCAGGAGGACCUGAAGAAACAAAAGGAGGAACAAGAGCAAGAGAAGGAGAAAAAGGGUGAGAAAAGAUGUCGGCUCCUGGAAGAAGGGUUAGGUUCGAUCGCGGAGGAAAGGAAAAGGAGGCAGGAGCUUCGCGAAAGGGAGGAGAAGGAGAGGUUAAUAUGUCUAGCGUACGAUGACUUUAAAAGGGAGACGCAGGAAAAAUUGGAAAAAAUUCACAAAGAGGGUAUUCUUGCUGACAAAAGUGAACGCGUCAGAGAAAAAGUUUUUGCCGCACAAGCAAGCAGAGAGGCGAAAUUCGAAGAGUGGAACUCGAAAAUUGCAGACGACAGAAAGCAGAGAGAAACGCGGCUACUUGCCGACGUGGAAAGUCGAUGGUCAGAGAGAAGGCGGCGCGCCGUCGAGUACCGAGACCACCAACUGGAGGCGGCUGAGCAGCAGCGGAGGCGGCAGAAAGUGGCCUUCCAGUUGGAAAAUGCGUUCGACUGGCGAUUGCAGCAACGCAUCACCGCAGAGUGGAAGCGGCUGCGACAGGAGGAGCGGAGGCGCCAACAGGCCGCCAACAAAAUCGCUUACGAUCAGCAAUUGGCCGAGGAAAAGGCGAACCGAGCGUUCGAAGCCGCCGUGGACACGAUCGAGGAAGAGGAGAGAAGCAAACGCUUCCAGCAAGAGGACAGGGAGGUGCUCGAACACGCACAGAAGGCGCUUGAAAAGUGCAAACUUGACGGGAGACCGGUGGAGCCCCUGGAAAGGGCCGUGGCGCUUUUCAAAAAGCGGAGGGGCCUCGGACCUCCACCACCACCGAGGGCUUCCGUCCGGGCGCAUCUGGAUGUCGGUCUUGACCUUGACAGGGUCAGGGCCAACCCUGAUUAUUAUCUAUGAGAUUAAUAAAUAAAAUAUAAAAAUUAUAAAUAACUAC
Molecule: messenger RNA, 1567 nt
Organism: Neocloeon triangulifer
Lineage: Eukaryota; Metazoa; Arthropoda; Insecta; Ephemeroptera; Baetidae
Product: trichohyalin-like
Exons: 5
Coding region: 1-1530 (509 amino acids)
Source: RefSeq, a predicted model, not a curated record